Ostreococcus lucimarinus CCE9901 is the source of this 4301-nucleotide messenger RNA. RefSeq lists its product with no specific name. Lineage: Eukaryota; Viridiplantae; Chlorophyta; Mamiellophyceae; Mamiellales; Bathycoccaceae. The record is from RefSeq and is a predicted model, not a curated record. The transcript has a single exon. The coding region runs from base 1 to 3393 and encodes 1130 amino acids.
AUGACGUUAACGACGACGCGACGGACGACGCGAGGGAACGUGAAAUUCAAAGCCGAGGCAGAGAACGCGUCGUUGACGGCGAUGGCGAAAAAAUCCGCGAGCGCGGCGACGACGCCGCCGGGGAAGGUCGUCGUGCACGAGGAGGUGGAGAAAAUCAACGCGCGCGCGACGAAUAAGCCGUUAAAGGCGAGGACAAACGAGAAGGGCAUGCGUGAGGGUGAAUCAAGCGCGGUGAACAGUUCGAAUGAGUCGUUCGCCACAGCCUCGAUCGAUCCGUGGGGCGCGCCUCUGGUCGUCGCCGUGGAGCGCAAAAGUCGCCAGGUGUCUUCGGGGCCGCGCGACUCGAUGACGACUGCGAGGAAGAAACGCGCGCAGGAAGAGGUGCCGAUGAGUCCGAGUCGAUACGAAAGCGUGAAUCCGCGCGUGGUUACCGCGACGAAACGGUCGAAAGAAGCGCGUUCACCGGUGCGACAGUUGACGGCGGCGAACGUCGCGUUUGGUUCGCCGACGGCGAUUUUAUCGGCAACAAACGGACCGCUGCGAGCGGAUACCGAUGAAGGUCGAGCGUACGUGUGCCCCGGACCCGAGCUUCCCCCGAAAGGCGAGUGUUAUCUCGGCAUGUGGCGCGGUGAAGAGCGCGCGCGGCUUCUCGCGUACGAAGCGUGCGUGCAAAGCUGUCUCGAAGGCUCGCUCGGAUCGUUCACGGCGCAGCGACGAUUCGACAUGGAUACGUGUUUGUUUUUCCUCAAUGAACGCUGCGCUGAGCUUCGUCGGGCGUUCGGUUUGGACAAUGUUCUAGUUGGCGUGCACUCGGACGAGGGAAGGUCGCCUGAACCGAAAACUCGCGUGACGCCGGAGAAGAUGCGCCGAGCGGAAUCGACGCGAGGCGUCGGCCCGGGCGCGGGCGGCGUGCGCUGGGCCGCCAUCACCAUCGCCGUCAUGGACGUUGAAAUCAUCGAUCGUGGUUUGAAAAAGUUCACCAAAGGUUGGGAUCCGCGCGAGCACGGUUGGCAACGCCCGACUGAAGCGCGUGGUCAGCACAUGAUUGUUCGCACGGAGGGUGGCCCGGGCAGCGCCGAGGUGUGCGCGGAAAUCGCCGUCAAGCAACCUGCGGUGCGCUUGGCUCUGGGACCAGGGGACAAAGAGUUUAUCAUCGAAGUGCCGCUCAAAUCUGAUGGCUCAAAAGUCGCCACGGCGCAAAUCGCGUUGGAUCAGCUCUGCAAGAGAGCCGAAGCUGGAGUCGUCGAACUGCCGUUGGAGCUCGAGGUGGAGAUGCCGGCGACGGAACAAGCCGCCGCGUACACGCACAAGUACGAGAAAGGGACGGUGAGUUUAAGCGCCGUGUUCGAAGCUGCGGUCGGUGCGGGUCUGAUGUCGGCACCGCCGGGCGCAGGCACGGCGCCUGACCGCUCGAUGCAGGGUUGGGCCGAGGCGAGUCACGUGCUCACGCCUCAGGCGGCGUACGAUUUCGCCCUCGGCGCCGCGCUGCGCGCGCUCGGUUUCACGCGACGUCGAUUGACAAUUCACGGUCAAUGGCAAACUUUGCUCGACGAACUCGCGAAAGGGCACGGUGUGUCGGAAACGUACACAUCGUUGCGAUACAUCCAGCACUUGUUAGCCGUGGCCACGCCGACGGCGGAUUGUUUAUCGCUGAUUAGAGAUCACUUGAAGUUGGCGUUGCGGCGUCAAGCCGAUGGUUCGCUCGGUUCUACGGAAGGGCAGAUGCUCAACGGCAUUCGCUCCGCCGUCAUGACUCUCGUGUGCGUGUGUCUCGCAAACUACAAGUCAUUGGACGAGAGCGAGUUUAGAGGCAUCACCGAAAGCAUACCGCCCAUCGUCCCCGCGCCCGCGCUCGACGUCUCCUUGGAGUUGUUCAAGGCGCUUCAGCGCGAUCCGAGCUCGAGUGGAGCGCUCGAGAUCCUCACAGAAAACAUCACCAGCGCCGCGCGAGCAUGCUUCAAGAAGAAUAAGGCGGUUCUCGUGAACGAAAAGCGAAAAUUGGCGGUGAACAACAAGGAUCUCGUCACGCAGCUGUACGUCGCCAUCGGAGAAUUGUGCGUGGCGCUCAAGAACGAGUUGGAGACGGACAGAGUGAUUCAGAGCGCUUCCGAGUUUCCAGGUGGAUUCUCCUUGCCCGCUCUUUCGGCGGAUAUGUAUUGCACGGAAGUUGCGGCGACGUUCAAGGACGCGUUGGACGCGUGCCCUCCCUCCGGACCGCCGUCGACGGAUGUGUUGGACUGCAUCGAGAGAUCGUGCAAUCUUCAAGCUUCGGCGUCUAUAGAGGAAAAGGAUGGUCAAAGAAUGGGUGCACCCAAGCUCGACACGCGUAAAAUCUUCCAGCCGCACAUCGAUGGCUGGAUCACGGCGGCACAGAGGCGUCUCGAGGUGCGAUGCGUCGCGGUGCUCACCACGAAGGGCAUCGUCGGCCCAGCCAUCGAGGAGGCUUACAUCGCCAUGAACGAUGCUUUGCACGGUUUCGAGCGCAUAGUCACGCGUUGGCCCGAUCAAGCGCUCGCACUUGAAAGGGUUCUCGUCAGCGCCGAGCGCUUGCUCAUCAAGCAAAUCGCCGAGUCGGUCGAACACUUGCACGUCGGCAUCGCGAACAAGGAAGACGGCGACGGAAAGUCGUCGAAGCCGACUUUGCGCGCCAAGGGCAACUGGAUGAACAAGUUCGGGAGCAUGAAGGACGGUGUGGCGUCUGUCGCUAAACGAACGCAGCAAGUGUCGCAGCAAGUGUCGAAACGUCUGAGUCGAGGAGACGCCGCGCACAAUGGCAUUCCUCCGGCGCUCGCCGCGGCGCUCAACGCGCUCAAGUCGAUGGAGAUUCGUAGAGCCGACGAAGAAAAAGUCGGGCAGCGUUUGAUGACUUGGGCGGUGAACGGCGGUAGUGCCGGUGCAGAUGAGCUCGGGCACGGCUUGACGGAAACGCUCGGCGAGUUGCGCGCGCACUACAACGGCUACUUGCGACGCGCGGUACACGGCGUGUACAGCUGCGGCCCGUCGUUGCGGGAGAAGCUGUGCAAGGCGAAGCCGAAGCAAGAGGUCGAACCCGUCGUCGCUCCGGUGCUCGCGUACAUCGAUGGUAUCAAGGUUUCACUGGACAAGAAGCUGCCGCAGCGACGCGCCAUGGUGGGUGUUCUUCGAGGAUUGUGGGACUCCAUCGGCGCCGAGUGCUUGGCGUUUUACGAGGAGGAUUUGCGGACGAAUUCCACAUGGCACAAGCGCGUGCUGGCGAGUGCCGCCGUGGAUAUCGUGAGCGAUAAAAUUCAGGAUAUUAUUCGUGAGUUCCUCGUGCACGACGUGCAGGACAAGGACGUAGAACCACCUUCGUCCGUGGCCAAGCUUCAAGCGUUUAGCUCGUCGAAUACGCGCGACUCCGUGCAGUUGUACUGAUGCCAUCUCAAAGUGUAAAAUAUACAAAUUCUAAAAGAAUACAGCCGCCGUCGCCCAAGCGCGCGCUAAUUUUGAAACGUUGUGUUUCGAUUGCCCGAACGAGGGAACGAUUUACUCUUCGGUCCCGCUUUGAACGGUUCGUCGUACGCCGCCUUGAAGCGCUGAUUGAAGCCCCGCUUCUUUUCGACUUCGAUCGGUUUAAAGAGCAAAUCUGUGCCGGUCAUGCCAAACUUUUCCUUCGCGAGCGACGCGAACGUUUUACGUGAUGCGUCCAAAUCAAAAUCUUGCGCAUCUCUCUUCAUCUCCUCUGUGAUUUCGUCUUCAUCGUCGUCGCUAUCGGUGCUUUCGUAACCGCGCAUCGUCUCGGCGCGCCGCGCUGCAAGUUCGGCGCGCGCGCUCGCGGCUUCAUCCGCGCGCGACAUCUCGUUGGUGGGUAUGACAAAUGGCAAGUGUUUGUCCACCUUACGCAAGGGUGCCGGAACGCGAACGCCUCCCGGAAGCUCGAUUUCCUCUCGAGCCGCGCGACGUUCGACGACGCGUUCAGACGCCUUGGACGCGGCGUUCGUCGUCGCCGCAUCCACGGCGAUCGUCGAGUCGUUCACCGGCGGCGCGACUGCGGGUUCCGCAUCGUUGCCCCACACGUCGAAUAUUUGCGCCAUCGGAAUCAUCGUCGACGCGCUCGCGUGGGAUGACUUCGCGCCUCCCAUGAGCGACGCCAUCGAUCCGCGCUUGCGCUUCGUCGUCGUCGCCGCCGCGGAUACGGGUGCCAAGACGCGCUCUUGCGCUGGGAGCGCCGCCGCGGUCGACGUGAGCUCGUUCGUGAGCGCGUCGCGUUCGACAGCGGGUCGCGCGGCGACGACGACUUCAGGGACGGCGCCCUCCGGCGCCUCCGCGCCGUUUGGCUUGAA